Rotaria sp. Silwood2 is the source of this 4224-nucleotide messenger RNA. Lineage: Eukaryota; Metazoa; Rotifera; Eurotatoria; Philodinida; Philodinidae. The record is from the annotation of a GenBank genome assembly.
AUGUGUGAGUUGAGCUUGCAUCGACGUACUUGGACACUCGCUAAUGGUUUGUGUUGGCCAGACGAAAACUAUGAUGAUCCUCUAUAUUCUUCAUGGCAUAUCAUCAAUGCAACUAGCAGUGUUUCACCUCAAGAAUGCCAUUAUCUAUUUCGAUGUUUUUUUACGGACAAUUUUGAACGAGACUGUCCAUGUAAAGACUACGAUUGUAUAGCAAUAAUGAAACGUGUAUGUCCAAUGAAAUCUCAUGUUAAUUAUCCACCACCAGGUGUAAUUGAUAAUAAUACAUUCAUCUUAUACGACAUGUCAACAUUAUCUAAAAAAGAUCCAAAUAAUUACAUGUUCUUACUUUAUGGUGAAGUCUUAUGCAGAGGAUAUGAAUUCGUAUUGUUUUCUCACAAACCAAUAGGUUUAUCGCCUCAUAUGGUUGCAUUACGUGGUGCAAACGCAGUGCUUUGUGACAUGAACGGAACCCGAAAUUACUUUUCGUCUUUUCAACAUGACAAGUUUUGUUGGAAUGAAUCUUUAACAUUCAAUGGCCGCCCGUAUGCUGUUGCCCUUGAAGUUUGCCACAUUGGAGGAUCUUGUAUCUCCCAGUAUCGAAUUCGGGACGGAUUUGGUGAUUGUCUUUAUAAUCAAGAUGAACACGAAGUAUUCGAGAAAGAUUAUUGUACAGGAAAUGUCGGUCGACAUCGCUUCCGAUGUUUUAAUGACGAACACAAUUGUCUUCAUUUGCGCGAAAUGAGCAAUGAACGCGAUCAUUGUUCAAAUAUGUUUGAUGAACUAUGGUAUGGUACUGUAAAGAUUGGUAGUAAAAUUGGAUUCUGUGAAAAACAUGGUAGUACAAAAUGUAAAGCGUGGAGAGAAUAUAUCACGAUGUCAUCUACAAAUAUUACAGUCAGUAAUCAUUCGCUUGACCAUUCUGAAUCAUCGACACCGCUUACUAAUAUAGAAUUUCGACGGUAUUGUGAUAGCUUUUGGGAUAUGAAUGCACGAGCUGAUGAAUUACCUUCUUAUUGUCGCUAUUGGGUGUGUCUAAAGCACGAAUAUCAAUGUCAAACUGGUCAAUGUAUACCGGUUGAAUGGGUAUGUGAUGGAAUAUGGGAUUGUAGCGAUGCUUCAGAUGAAGAAGCUAUUGUGCUAAUUAAAAAAUGGUCUUCUCAUAACAUUAAUCUGUAUAAUUUGGAAAAUCGAACCGAAGAAUGUCGAAAAAAAUAUUCACAAUUACCAUUUUCUAAAAUUUGCAAUGUUUCUUUUGAAUUUGGUUGCUAUCUAUCUCGAGUAUCAAAUCCAUUAGAUAUAGUCACCAAUCGUCCAUGCAUAAAUUUUACUCAAAUUGGAGACGGUGUAGAAGAUUGCUACAAUGCUUAUGAUGAAAAGAAUACAAUUGCGAUCGGUUCAGAAAUGUUAGGUUUUAUACUGCGUUGUGAGAACACAUUCAUACAUCAUCGAUUUGCUUGUCUGGAUGUAGUCGUUCAUAAUUGUACGCAAGUUCUCUGCUCCAAACAUCGAGAUGAAAACAAAACAUGUUCUGGUAAUUCUGAUUUCAUUUGUCUUGUAAAUAACAAGUGCAUGAAAAAUGUAAGGUGUGAUGGCAAACCAGAUUGUCCACACGGAGAAGAUGAAUAUUGGUGUGAUUUUAGCAUGGGUCAGAGCCAAUUCUCUUAUCGUCGGAACAAAUGGCUAUCCAAGAACUCUUAUGCGUAUAAUUUCAAUUUUCCAUCAUUUCCAUUUAAAAAUGGAAGUCAGCCUAUUUUCAUGAAAGAAAACGUUUUGUACAUCGAAUCUCGAAAGAAUCAUUCUUUCAUGGCUCAUUCUUAUCAAUGUAAUCGAGGUGUAGCUAUUCUUCAAAUAAAUAAAACUAUAUGUUUGUGUCCACCUGCAUAUUAUGGAGAAUGGUGCGAAUUUUUCAGUGAUCGAAUCACCGUUAUUGCUCGUCUUGAUCAAGAAACAUUACCGAAAACAAUCGUAGAUUAUACCUUCAAAGUUCAAUGCAAUUUUCUUUUUCGCAAUACAAUUAUUGAUUCUCAUGAAUUUAUUAUUGUUCGACAAAAUCCAAAAAUCCAAAACAUGAAAUAUAAAUUUUAUCUUUUAUAUUCACGUUCUGAUCAUAUGCUUGAACACAAACGGACACGUUAUUUCAAUCGUAGUGAUAUAAUUAAUAACCAUCCGUAUUCACUUCAUUUUGAUAUUUUCUUAUCAGAACAGAAUAAAACUAUGAAAGAAAUUGGUUCAUGGCAUUAUCAAAUUUACUUUGAUUAUUUACCUGCAUUUCGUUUGGCUGUUGUCCUGAAAUUUCCAUUCUGGUUUGGUAAUUCUACACUUGAUCCUUGCUUAAAAAAUAAUUGCUCUGAACAUUCUAUUUGCAUGUCAAUUUUAAAUCUCAAUCAUUCCUAUUAUUGUUCAUGCAAGAAUGGUUAUUACGGAAGAGAUUGUAACAAUUAUGAACCUCUUUGUAACAGAUACUGUUCGAAAAAUUCAAUUUGUCGACCUGAUCAUAAUGCUAUUCUAAUCAGUCAAAGAAAGCCAUAUUGUAUAUGCCCACUAAAUUAUUUUGGGCCACGAUGUGUUUUAAAAACUGAUGUAUGCUAUUCUGAUCCUUGUUUAAACAAUGGAACUUGCUUGGUUCGAGAACAUCUAAAUGGAGAUAUGUCAUACAUUUGUAACUGUUCUUCGAGAUUCUAUGGUAAUCAAUGCCAAAAAGAAAAAGCACCUGUUUAUGUAGAUCUCAACAUAAAAAAUGAUUCGUUUGUUCGUGCAACUGUUAUUCAACUGUACAAUCCACGUAAUACUGCACUUCACAUCCAAUAUCAACAAGUACACUAUGGUUUGCCAUCAAGAGUUCACUAUGCUCAUGAAGGUUCUUAUGUGCCACCUUUUGGUAUUGUAAAAACUUAUACGCAUGAAACAAAUCCACAGUAUUUUAUUGUAUAUGUAAAACAAGAGCAGAGAAUCAAUAUAACAUCAUCUCCUCACCAGUGUCCUCAUGCUUUAUCAAUUCUAUCUGAAGAUAGUAGUCCAUCUAUACCAGCUGUUUUUAAGUAUCAUCAAAUUUGUCAAAAUAAUACUGAAAAGUAUUGUUUUUAUGAUGAAAUCUAUUUCUGUUUUUGUUCACUAGACCAUUAUGAAGCUGGUUGUUUUCUUCAUAAUCCUCAAAUUGAUCAUUGUAGCAAAUGUUUAUCUACAGGUCGAUGUCUUCAUGGUGAUCUAAACAAUACAAAGGAUUUCAUUUGUCUUUGUCCAAAUUGUUAUCAAGGACCUCUUUGUGAACUCAAUUUACAAGCAUUUGGUUUUACUCUCGAUUCACUCCUUAUCGAAUUUUCCAAGCAAAGGAAAAUUAUCUAUACUUCUAUAGCUUUGUUACUUGUCAUUGUCGGUCUCUUCAAUAAUAUAUGUUCAUUCAUUACAUUCAAACGACCUGCACCUCGAAAAGCUGCAGCUGGUAACUAUUUAUUGUUGGCUUCUGUUCUUAAUCAGGCUGCUCUACUUUGCUUACUUCUCAAACUUAUUGAAAUCACAUUUGAAAUUCCUAAUGAACAUUUAUGCAAGGCAAUGUCCUAUCUUCUUUCUGUAUUAACGAGAGCCACCUUCUAUCUAACAAGUUGGAUUACUGUUCAUGGUGUUCUCAUGACUAUUUCUCCAAAUAGAAGUGCUUCAAAAAAUCCUCGUAUAGCUAUCGUAGUGAGCACAGUUACAUUGGUGAUCAUAUUGGCUAUGCAUACACAUGAAAUUAUCUAUUCAAGUGUUAUUCAACAUGUUUCAACUGAUUCAUUUAUGUGUGUUAUUGACAUUCGUAUUCAAUCCAUUUUGACUUACAACCGUAUUGCAACUUUAAUAGAUUAUCUCUUACCAUUCUCUAUUCAAAUUAUUUGCAUUACUACCCUUAUUGUUAAGGCUGCUCAAAGUCGACUUAAAGCAACUAGAGAAAGCAACACAUUUUAUCAAGUAUUGAAAAAACAAUUUCAAACACAAAAAGAUCUUUAUAUCAUACCAAUAACUAUUGUACUGUCUUCUCUACCACAAAUCAUUAUCACAUUUAGUUUAGCAUGUAAACAUCAGGAAGAUUGGCAGCGUCAUACAUUACUUUGUGCCUAUUUACUUUCUUAUGCACCACAAAUUCUUGGUUUCAUUCUCUAUGUCUUACCAUCAACUCUUUACAAAAAGGAAUUCAAUCAGACAUUAAUUGGUAAGCACAUAUUACGAUGGAUAUUGCAGAAGAAGCAAUAG